AUGGAGAUUUUUCUUCUUCUCCACUUUUCGCCACCAUCUCUCUCUCUCUAAAAAAUCGGUGGAAGGUCUCCAACCUAAAGGCUAAUGACCGGCGGAGACUGGAUUCGGGAAGCUAUGUGCGACGAUUCAUUGGUGGCGGAGGCUCUGAUCUGUCUCCACCAUUCCGACUCGCCACCUCAUGAGAAGAGCGGCGCGUCGGAUCUCGAGCUGAAGUGGACCGUCAGACAGCGGAGGAGCAAGGCGGCGCUGACUAGGAAGAAAGGAGGAGAUCAUACGCGUGCCAGUCCCACCACGCCUCUUUCCUGGAGCGGUGCCACCUCUCUUAGCGGUGGUGGAUGCGGUGGCGCCGCUGCUCCCGCCGUUGAUGGAACUGAGGAGUCUAGCUGCGCCGUUAAAUCGUCGGAGGCCGUUAGAUCUAAGGUAACUCAAACUAGUGUAACAGCAACAACCCCCUUCAAGAGAUCAAGAAAGAAAAAGACGCUUGCUGAACUUAAAGAUGAGGAGAGUUUGCUCUUAAAGGAAAGGAAAGGCCUGAAAAAUGAACUCGCAAGUAUGCGGGAUCUGCUCAAGCAACAAAGAGCAAGAAACGAGUCUUUAAAGAAAAUGCAGGCUGAAUCACAAAGGAAUAAUGGUUCCUUCUUGCUCCCUGAUCUUAACAUACCUCUUGAUAGCAACCCGAGCCCUGAAAUUCUAUAUGGAACCAGCUGAUGAUGAUGAUGAUACAUAUAUAACUACCACACAACCAUCAAACAUCAUUAUUCUUUUGUCAGCCACACGUUCUAGAGUAUGCAUAACUGUAACUAUAUAUGAUAGAUAAAAAGAUCAUCAUCCGCUUCCAGUGUCUUUGCAGAAGGAUUACAGGGGAGACGAGUUAAAAUGUUUUUGAGUUUUUUGGUGUUUUCUUUUCUCUCUUAUAGGUUGUAGCAAGUUUUUGCUCUUGCCCUCCUUUAGGUUCUCUCUCUCUCUUUUUCCACUUUCUUCUUAUGUUUAAUUCAUAAGUUGAGAUGUAAUUAACAAUUACUUAUCUAUUUUCUACUACAUAGGUACAUUUCUUUUUUUU
Eutrema salsugineum is the source of this 1060-nucleotide messenger RNA. RefSeq lists its product as uncharacterized. The coding region runs from base 85 to 708 and encodes 207 amino acids. Lineage: Eukaryota; Viridiplantae; Streptophyta; Magnoliopsida; Brassicales; Brassicaceae. The record is from RefSeq and is a predicted model, not a curated record. The transcript has 5 exons.